AUGUUGAUUCAGGAAUCCUACCAUGAUGUUCCCACGAAAGCUGAUGGGGAGGGGACUAUGCGGAUCUAUGUUUUCCAUCCCACCAUCCCCGGAUACCCCAAGGCCCGAUUUCCUGGUGUGGUGGUAUUCAGCGAAAUCUAUCAGGUGACGGGUCCUGUCUCUCGCUUUGCGCGCCAAAUUGCUGGCCAAGGCUACAUUUGUGCGGCGCCGUCGAGCUACCACGAGUUCACAGGACCGGAACCCUUGAAGUAUGACGCUGAAGACACCGAUAAGGGAAAUCAGUGGAAGAUUUCCAAGAAAAUCACGGCUUACGAUGAGGACGCUUCUCUCACUGUGGACUAUCUCUUGUCGCUUCCGACAUGCAAUGGCCGUGUAGGCGCAACUGGAAUGUGCCUGGGAGGCCAUCUAGCUUACCGGUGCGCCCUUGACCAGCGAGUCAAAGCUGCCGUCUGCUACUUUGCGACAGACAUCCAUAGCAAGACUCUUGGCCAGGGGAAGAAUGAUGAUAGUUUGGAAAGGGCGGGAGAUAUAAAGGGAGAACUGGUCAUGAUCUUCGGAAAGAACGACAACCACGUUCCUCCCGAGGGGCGUGACCUCAUCCGAAAGGUGCUGCAUGAGAAGGGUGUGCUGUUCAGCUUCUAUGAAGUGGCAUGGGCACAGCAUGCGUUUAUUCGGGACGAACUCAGCAAGGGCCGCUACGACCCAGCCAUCAGCAAGGUGUGCUUCGAGAUGCUGCUGGAGCUCUUUGGCCGUACCUUGAAGCUGGAUCUUGGUGAUCAUGACGGGAAGGAGCUCAAGAUUGAAGAUGUCUGCUAG
Messenger RNA from Paecilomyces variotii, 816 nucleotides. Its product is annotated as dienelactone hydrolase family protein. The record is from RefSeq and is a predicted model, not a curated record. NCBI's taxonomy places the organism in Eukaryota, Fungi, Ascomycota, Eurotiomycetes, Eurotiales, Thermoascaceae. The coding region runs from base 1 to 816 and encodes 271 amino acids. Gene Ontology annotation, molecular function: hydrolase activity. The transcript has 6 exons.